AGAGCAUCACCUCAGUUGUUGAGCGAGGGAAUCGUUUGGGGUUCGAUCUUCGGGUGGCAAGUUGAAUCGUUUGUUGAACGCAGUGCCUUUGAGAAGGGAAUUUCUUGAGAAUCAGAACAUCGCCGAGGGGCUAUAAAUCGUUGCUAAUUUCCAGACGUCCUCUUUCUCAAAAGAUUCGUGCUCUGAAGACAAAACUCGUGACCAUUUUGUUGGCGGUGACCCAUCAAUUUGCUACUCUACCUCCUACUUACUCCGAAGAUACUCUUGAAGCGUGUUCAAGUGCUUGAAUAUAAAAGCGAAAGGCGAGCGUUUGAGUGAAAACACUUAGACCUCCCCGUUGUCGAGAUACAAGAAAAUAGCGCAGGGCCUGGCGCUCUCCUCCGUUGGAUCACCUUGUUUGUUGUCCAGUUCUUGGCCUUAUUGACCAGAAAACACCACACGGGAAAAUUCAAGCUGAAAAUUGUCUUCGACAACGAGACCGGGCCAAACGGGCCCAAAGCCUGAGAAAGUGACGGUGUUUGUGAGUGGGGUGCCGGUGAUGGUGGUGGUGGAGGAGGCGGAGGAGGAUGGGUCGUCGAUACGUACGGUGAGGGUAUCUCUCUCUAUUGUGUUUUCUGUGUAGAUAUCAUGAUGUCGGGGCUGAGCGAGUUUGCUCCCCUUUCCAUCCUCGAUCGGUCCCCUCCUGUUUCUCCGCUUCGAAAGUGAGAGAAGAAAAGACCGAGGAGACCUGUGAGAACGAGUGAGUGCUUCUGCUUGUUCUUGUACUAGUUGUAUUAUACCCACUCCUAGGAGGCUGGCCUCGAACUUAGAGGUUGCCGUUCCUCGGUUCCUCGAUGUGCUGUUCUUUCUCCCUCGGAGAGUUAGUCACAAGCAACUUCGCUUCCGAGGCUAGAUAAAGAUCGUGUACACCAUUGAGGCCGUGUUGCUCAGAAGAGCUUGAAGUCUUGUCUUGCUUUAGUGUGACCUUCAUUUAAGAAAAUGUUUCUGGAUUGGAAUAAUUGAUUCUGGUUAAUGAGGCGUUGAACACGACCCAGAGUCGCUUUUCCCCUCAUCUACGUAGAGUCAUCAGCAUCAGCAGCAGCAGCAGCAUCAGCAUCAUUCCGGAGUGUCCAUCUCGUCCACACCAUCGUCAAAAUGGUGUACAUCUAUGUGUGCAAGAGGUUCAAGGUCACAAUGGAGAUGGGAGGGGGUAGAGACAGUGAAUGGGUAAACAACCUCUUGCAGUUCUACUGCAAACACAGCCGGAUCACGGCCAUUCUCGAGAGGGCUGAGAUCAACCCCAAGAAACGGACAACGGUGUGCUCCUACGACUCUUCUACCGAGUGCUACAAGAUUAAUAUUGUAUACAAAGACUCGAAGGGCUCCGAGCACGAGCUCAAGUGGGUCAUCAAAGUGACCCGAUCGGAUGUGAAUGAGGUGGCAGAUCAGCUUUUGAGGCACGAAAAGCAAGUGUUUUCCCGACUCAUCGGCGACCUCAUGAAUACGGUUAAACAGCGUUCGGCGGGAAGGUCAGAAGGGUCGAGAGUCUCGUUCCGAGACCUUCUCAUGACUCCUCAAUUUAUUUACGACGAGACCUCUCACCAAGCGGACAUAAUGCGCAACCUUUUGGUUCUGGACAAUCUAGAAGAAAAAGACUUCUUUUCCCACAAACCGGGACCGAUGAACCUGGGUCACAUGAAAGUCGUUGUUAAAACCAUUGCCAAAUUCCACGCAGUUUCCCUGACCUACAAGCAAGUGUUGUAUUCCUCGUUACUGAACCAAGAGGCCCAAUUGAAAGCCAAUCGAAAGAUUGAUGAGAUCAUCAUGGAGGGCGACAAUCGGAUCCUCACGGGAACCCAAGGUCUCUUCGCCCGGUUUCCCUUUCUCGCAAACCGCAAGAUCACCAUGGCGCACCUUCUGGACAAUCGGAAGACAUUCAUGGACAUGUUUGAAAAGUUCUUAUCGAUCCACGCCGAGGAAUCUCACCUACUGGAUAUUUUUGAAUACAUUCGAAUUAGUGCGGAUGACAUUUUGCUCUUGGAUGAGAACAAAGAUUUGGGCAUUGAAGACAAUGAUGCACUCAAGUCCAUUACGUUAGGAAUUUUGGAAUCCAGAAGCUUUCUCUUCCGCUACGAGGAUGAUGAGCACAAAGAGAAUGAGAAGAAAAAGAAGAGCUCAAAAUUGCAACGAAGCCAAAGUGAACGCAUUAAAGAUCGCAGUCGGAGCGAAGAUACACGCCACGUCAAAGCUCAUGCCCAUCAUAACCAUCCCCACGCCCACCAUGCCCACGCCAAGGAGAGUAAGAAGCCAAUCAAACAAAUACCUGGUGCCAACCACGCAAAGUGUCCUAAACUGGAGAAUAAAUCGGGACUCACAAGCCCAGGGGUCGUAUCCGGUGGGCUUGUGAGGAACAAGUUUUUACAAAAUGUGAUAGGUCGCUCCAAGGACGACGAAAAAGUCCCAUUGACGGGGAGGAAAUCCGGCCGGGUUCAAAAAGAUCGAGACCCGAAUCAAUCUCCCAAACGCUCGGCUCUAGUCAACGCCAAAUACGUCACGUACGGCCCCAUAACCCGUGACUUGGCCGUGGUCUUAUGGACGUGUCCAAUGGCCUUGGUGAGGCGAUACUACCUCAUCAAAAUGGUCGAAUGCUAUGCCGAAGCUCUCGGCAUCGCACUUGGUCAGUUGGGCAUUGAUUCAGAUUGCUUUGGCGUCAAAUACCAACAACUUCUGCUCAGUUUUCAAAACGAAAUGUUAUACGGAUUCCUGGUCAGUGUCCUCUUGGCCAUGGCCACCACUUCACCCGAGGACCUCGAGAAAGACCAAGGCUCAGACUCGUCCGAUUCCCAAUCCGAACUCCCGGAUUCCAGGUACUUGCCACUCACCCAAGAGAGAGUCAGGUUCAUGCUCGAUCUGAUGAAAGACAUUGGCUCUUACGUGGAAUCCAAGGACUUUGAACAAGGCCUACCCAUCACGAACUUUGCACGGUAUCACGAAUUGUGGAGCAUGGAGGACGACGACGAAGACGACGAAGAAUCAGAAGAGGACGAAGAGUCUGAGUAACUUACUUUGUUGACCAUUCAAAUACAAUGUGAUCAAGACGCUUUUUUAACCAUUUUCACGCCCGCAACUAAUGAUUCGAAUUGGGCAAUCAAAUUUAUUAUCCCAAGUUAUGAACAUGUCAUUAUAUCCGCAUAAACGUGAUCAAGAUGGUAAGAAGCUG
Molecule: messenger RNA, 3199 nt
Organism: Tigriopus californicus
Lineage: Eukaryota; Metazoa; Arthropoda; Copepoda; Harpacticoida; Harpacticidae
Exons: 2
Coding region: 1135-3039 (634 amino acids)
Source: RefSeq, a predicted model, not a curated record